AUGGAGGAACAUCCAACACCAGCUCCAGAAUACUGUGCAGAUUUGAAUCAAAACUCAGCCACUCUUCAUGGUGGAAAGGUUGAAAUAGUGGGCCCAAAUGAAAAUGGUGCACUGUCGAAUGGUGUUCAUGCUGAGGACAGUGAAAACAGGCUCAGCUUGUCUGAGCUUGAUCAGCAGAAACAGAUUCCUGACAGUUCCGCCGAUAUGACAACUUCCACUUCACAGGACACAGGAUUUGGUUCUGCUUGUGUUAGUGAAGUUUCAAGUCCUGUGGAGACCAUUGAAGGGAUAGGAGGCCGAGUAGAGAAUCUGCCUGCUGAAACUGAAGGGGAAAUAAAUGAUGGUGAUGUAUUGGGUGAUGCAACUGACAAUGAUGAGAACACACUGAACAGUGAAGCCAGCUUUGAAAAUAUUGUUGAAACAGCACAUACGAAAGAUGUCAAUAAUGACGUUGAAGUAUGUGGAGAAGAAAUUGACAAAAUAGAGGAACCUGUAGGCUUAGAAGUAGAAAAUACAAAUGUUAUAAUUGAACAUAGUAACAACGAAGAAGAGGAUAUUGCAGAGAAAGCCAGUGAUGAGGCAGAGAAUAACCGUGAUAAGCCUGUUUCUAAUAUUGUUAAUGAGGAUGCAGUAAAAGAUGUAGCAGAUCAUAAUGAAGAAACAGAACACAAAUUAGUAGAUAGUUUGAACGUUGGAAGCACAGAUUGUAAAGAGUCUGAAAAUGAGAAUGUUGAUAUUACAGCCAGUGAUGAAGUGAUUGAUAGGAUCAUUGACGAUGCAACAAAUACACAUUUAGAGGCAGAGGAAUAUAAAGAAAUUGUUGUGAACAACGUGGAACAAAGUGAAGUUAAUUAUAAAAAUACAGAUGGUGUAGUGGAAGUUGUCAGUGAAAACGGUAAAUAUCAAACAAGUGAAAUUGAGAAGAAAGAUGAUAACAGUACAUUGAAAGAACCAGAAGCGGAAAAAGCAUCAAGCAGUGAUACAGAAAAUGAAAAUAUUGAAAAAGUAACAGCUGAUAUAACGAGCAGUAUUGAAUCCAAAACGGAAGAAUAUGAAGUUAAAUCUGAGGAGACAGCAGUUGAACAAGAACAGCAGCACACAGUAGCGGAUGUGUCAGGUGAGGUUGAACAAGCAGCAGGAGGGGAAGACCAGACGGUGAAUGAUGUCUUAUCAGAAGCAGUAGAUAACAAAGCUGAUGAUGCAAACGCUGUAAAUGAUGAGGACACAGGCGUGAUGGAUAUUCUAGGCAAUGGUCUGUUAAAGAAGAAGGUUCUUGUUCCUGGCAAAGGAGAGCACACCCGUCCUAACAAUGGAGAUAUUGUGACUGUCAGGGUUGAUGGCCUGUUGCCAGAUGGGACACAUGUCGACACAGGAGAGAUAACAUUUGCUCUCAACGAUGGAGAUGUUAUUCUAGCUUUUGACUUAGCAGUUGCCUUAAUGGAGGAGGGUGAGAAAUGUGAACUGUUUACAAGUGAAAGAUACGCCUACGGAUCGCUAGGCAGAGAUCCGGACAUUCCAAAAGAUACCUCAAUCACAUACACUUUGGAGCUAGUCAAAGUUGAGUCCCCUCCUGCAAUCACUGAGAUGAAUUACGAUCAAAGGCUGAAAUUGGGCGAAGCCAAGCGAGAGCGAGGGAACUAUCUGUUUGGUAGAACAGAUUACAGUGGUGCUAUAAAUUCUUACACCAGGGCUGUCAAGUUGCUGGAUAACCCAGAGCUCAAUGAAGGGAUUGAUGAGAGUUGCCGCUCUGUUCUUACCGAGUCAUGGGUCAAGUGUUAUAACAAUUUAGCAGCAUGCCAGUUGAAGAUAGAUGCUGUAGAUUCUGCCAUCAAGUCUUGUGAGAAAGUUCUCUCAGUGCAAAAAGAUAAUGUGAAGGCUUUGUUCAGGCUCGGAAAGGCUUAUGGUAUUAAGGGAGAAGUUGAUGUUGCCAUCAGUUACCUGCGCCGUGCAAUCAAAUUGGAGCCGGAAUCAAAAAUUAUGCAGCAGGAAAUGCUGAACUUAACCAGGAGGAAGAGCAAAGAAACAGCCACAGAAAAGGAACUCUACCAGAGAAUGUUUGGUGUGAGGCCUGGCGACAAGUCUCUGGCAGACGAGAAUAGGAAGGCCAAUUCAAAUAAGCUGGUAAAAUGGACACUGGUAGCAGGUGGACUUGCAGCAGUACUGAUUUCAGUGGGUCUCACUUGGUACAGGGCAUCCUGA
This is a messenger RNA of Candidula unifasciata, 2199 nucleotides long. NCBI's taxonomy places the organism in Eukaryota, Metazoa, Mollusca, Gastropoda, Stylommatophora, Geomitridae. The record is from the annotation of a GenBank genome assembly.